Messenger RNA from Leopardus geoffroyi (Geoffroy's cat), 2778 nucleotides. RefSeq names its product MAGUK p55 scaffold protein 3 (gene MPP3). The coding region runs from base 786 to 2459 and encodes 557 amino acids. The transcript is spliced from 18 exons. The record is from RefSeq and is a predicted model, not a curated record. Gene Ontology annotation, molecular function: protein binding. NCBI's taxonomy places the organism in Eukaryota, Metazoa, Chordata, Mammalia, Carnivora, Felidae. Gene Ontology annotation, cellular component: cell-cell junction; plasma membrane.
UGGAGGUGGGGGGGCGCGGUGGCUGGAGAGCCCAGGAUCAUUCUUUGGCAUCUUGGUGUCACCGGUGCUCCAUGUUUGCGGAAUGAAUGAAUCAUUACUCUCCUUGUCCCCUUCCGAAGGAGGACUUUUUGAGGUCCACGUGCUGCAGAGCAUGUUGGGGGGGGGGGGGUGGCUCCUGAACUAGGGCUCCCCAGUCCUGCGUAGUAGAAACCCGACUCCCGUUUCUCCAGCUCCUCUCUAACACUCCAUUCUGGGGGAGGCUCCCUUCAGUUUGGGACUUGGGGGUGGUGGGGAAGGAGGGAGCUCGUAGGCCCAGCCAGGUACUUGUUGAAGGUGUGACAAGGGACUUGGAGGUGAACGAGGGACUUGUGAAGGCCAAGGGACCGGACCACGACCUCUUAGAAGGUAACAGGGCACAGGGGAUGCUGCAGAGGAGAGCACCCACUGUCGGGCAGAGGCCACUUUGUACCUUUGAGACCAGCCUGGAAGGGCCACCAGAGCAUGGAUUCUGACCCGCAAGCUGCUCAACUCCUCCAAGCCUGUUUCUUGAUCAGGCUUCAUCAGGCUAAAACGGGGAUAUUAGUAUCCAUUUCUCAGAGCUUUGUGCAGAUUAAGAAAAAUGUCAUAUGAAACCACCCAGCAUAAUGCUUGGCACAUCGGGGGUACUAGCAAAUCUUAGUCUUCCUUUGCUCUCUGACAAAAGGGAGCAGUUACUUGUUCCCAACCCCUCUGUCCCCAGAUUGAUCACGGACAGACACAGCAGACGUGUAAUCACUGUUUGUUGAAUGAACAUGCUUGACGGAGCUACAGCGCUUACCUUCCUUCUCCCAGGAUCCCCAGGCGGAGCUCAGGAGCUGACCAGCACAGACAUGCCAGUGUUGUCUGAGGAUUCCGGUUUGCACGAAACCCUGGCACUGUUGACUUCUCAGCUCAGACCUGACUCCAACCACAAGGAAGAGAUGGGCUUCUUGAGGGAUGUGUUCAGUGAAAAAAGCCUCAGUUACUUAAUGAAGAUUCACGAGAAGCUGCGCUAUUACGAGAGGCAAAGUCCAACCCCAGUUCUGCACAGCGCUGUGGCCCUUGCUGAGGAUGUGAUAGAGGAGCUGCAGGCCGCCUCCGUGCACAGCGACGAGAGGGAGCUGCUCCAGCUGCUGUCCACCCCCCACCUCAAGGCCAUGCUCAUGGUGCACGAUACGGUUGCCCAAAAGAACUUCGAUCCUGUUCUCCCCCCUCUGCCCGAGAAUAUUGACGAGGAUUUUGAUGAAGAAUCAGUGAAGAUUGUCCGCCUGGUGAAGAACAAGGAGCCCCUGGGUGCCACCAUCCGGCGGGAUGAGCACUCAGGGGCUGUUGUGGUGGCCCGGAUCAUGCGAGGGGGCGCAGCAGACCGGAGCGGUCUGGUCCACGUUGGAGAUGAGCUCCGAGAAGUGAACGGGAUCACAGUCCUGCAUAAGCGCCCGGACGAGAUCAGCCAGAUUCUGGCGCAGUCCCAGGGAUCCAUUACCCUGAAAAUCAUCCCAGCCACCCAGGAGGAGGGCCGGUUAAAGGACAGCAAGGUGUUCAUGCGGGCUCUUUUCCACUACAACCCUCGGGAGGACCGGGCCAUUCCCUGCCAGGAGGCGGGCCUGCCUUUCCAGCGCAGGCAGGUCCUGGAGGUGGUGAGCCAGGAUGAUCCCACGUGGUGGCAGGCCAAGCGAGUAGGGGACACCAACCUCCGGGCCGGUCUCAUCCCCUCCAAGCAGUUCCAGGAAAGGCGACUAAGCUACCGGAGAGCCACAGGCACCCUGCCGAGCCCACAGAGCCUCAGGAAGCCCCCCUAUGAUCAGCCUUGUGACAAAGAGACGUCUGACUGUGAGGGGUACCUCAAAGGGCACUAUGUGGCUGGUCUUCGGAGAAGCUUCCGGCUGGGCCGAAGGGAGAGAUUGGGAAGCCCCCAGGAGGGAAAGGUGUCCGCAGUAGCCGAGUCUCCAGAGCUGCUGACCUAUGAGGAGGUAACCAGGUACCAGCACCAGCCUGGUGAGCGGCCCCGCCUGGUGGUUCUGAUUGGAUCUCUGGGAGCCCGACUGCACGAGUUGAAGCACAAGGUGGUGGCAGAGAACCCACAGCACUUUGGUGUUGCUGUUCCACAUACCACCAGGCCCCGAAAGAGCCACGAGAAGGAGGGCGUGGAAUAUCACUUCGUCUCUAAGCAAGCAUUCGAGGCCGACUUACAUCAUAACAAGUUCCUGGAGCAUGGUGAAUAUAAGGAAAAUCUCUAUGGAACCAGCCUGGACGCCAUUCAGGCCGUGAUGGCCAGAAACAAAGUGUGUUUGGUGGACGUGGAGCCAGACGCACUGCAACAACUGAGGACCUCAGAGUUCAAGCCCUAUGUUAUAUUUGUAAAGCCUGCAAUACAGGAAAAAAGGAAGACGCCACCUACAUCCCCAGCUUGUGAGGACACAGCAGCCCCGCUUGAAGUGUGAUACUGACAUAGAUGUACGCAUGGGUAGAGAAUCGGCCUCCCCCCCCAGAGCACAUGCCAUGGCUGGAGGUGAACAGAUGCGUAGUAGGUAUUUCGAGAGGACGAACGAUGAUGAGGUCUACCGCCUGGCGACAUUUCUGGGGCCGUGAUGGGUUGUCACCACUACACCCUGUUCUUGUGCGCGCCGUCGGUUACUCACGGGCCCCAGUCGCCGGCUCAUCGCUGGAAAACGAGAGGCUGGAACACUGCCCGAGAAGAAGACUGGAGGUGUCUUCUUUUGAGCGAGAACCACCCAGUUGCUCCGUAACUGCCUCUUUUCC